This is a messenger RNA of Drosophila navojoa, 1916 nucleotides long. It is a transcript of the gene Panx, whose product is annotated as Panoramix. The record is from RefSeq and is a predicted model, not a curated record. NCBI's taxonomy places the organism in Eukaryota, Metazoa, Arthropoda, Insecta, Diptera, Drosophilidae.
UCCUUUUUGAUGCCUUAAGAUUUCUCAAGAAGGGCUUGCAAAGAAGUUGCAAAUUUAUUCGGAUUUCAUAGAAUGGUUUGAAACAAUAACAUUGAGUUUUCAAUAUAUUAUAAAUCAUAUUAUAGCCAUUCUCUGUAAUAUGGAGGAUUCAACUCGCGUUAAAACCGAAGUCGAAUCCACUUACUCAAAUAUCAUAUACAAACAAUCCCCAUCCAGAGAUGAAGAUAACGCGUGCACCCCGCUGCGUGAUGAAGGUGGCCACUCGCCCCUCGGACAGGAGUCAGUUAAUGCUAAUGGCGCCGCUAGUUGGGAAAGCGAUGGUGAUGAUCAGAACUUUACAGCGCCGCCGCCACCGUCAGUGCAGCAUGAGAUGUUCCUGGUGCGGAGCCCGCAAUAUGAUUAUUGCCCCACGCCAUUGAGAGUAGUGGCCACAGUUGAUCCGGAGCCGGCAGAAACUCAACGUGAAUAUGAAGAACAUGGAAAUUCGGAUUUGCUGAGCGAUGACAAAGAAAAUUCAAAAGCGCUGACUGUUGUGAAAAAGGAGGAGCGCAGAGAACUACAAUUGGGCUUUCUUGAUAUCCUGUCGGAGACAGACUUUCAAGGCGUUUUAGAUGAAUCUUAUAGCCAUGUAGAUCAACUCGAUCAAAUGGAUCUUGAGCCGCCAAAUGCAGAUAACGAUGAAGAGCAGGCGCUGCAAGACCGUAUCGAGCAGCGGCAAAAGGAGCUUGAAAGCUUAGAGCGAACAACUACCGAGAAGAAGCGAAAAAAACAUAAGAAGGAAAAGAAAAAUGAUAGCCAUAAAAAGCGACGUCGCAGUCGCAGUGGCAGUAAUAGCCCAAGCUCACAUAAAAGCCGUAAGGAGCGACGAGUACAGGAGCCUGAUCGAUCCAGAGGAUCAAGAUUAGGUUCCAGGUCCGUCAUAAAAACUGAGCCCGAUCAACUGGACUAUGUGCCAGUACGGACCGAGGAGAAGAGCAUCAAGGUAAUCAACAUCAGCAAACUAAAGCAAAAAGCACCAGAGCCAACACCAGCUCCGCUAACAAUUCAGGAUAAGCGUCGCCGGGGCGUGGAGCGAGCAAAGAAAGUGCUACAGUUAAUGGAUCUCAAGGAAUCCAAGGCACCGAAGACCGAAUUCCUAGUGGUCAACACCAUUCGGAAACUACCCAAACUAGGUGGGUAUAUGAGCAGUUAUGUAUUCGAGAAUCCCUCGCCGCUGUGCAACAAUUUCAAUGUUAGAUAUAAGUUCAACUCGACAUCCGUAUCGAAUAUCAAUUUAAAGAAGUGGGGCCUGGAGCCGCUGCCCGAAGCGACAAGGGAGCUGUUGCGUCUAACCGGAAUUAAUGUGACACAAUUGAUGGAUCUACAAAAGAACUCGAAGAUGACCAUUCAGAAGCUCAGAUUCACGCAUCAGAAGGAGAACGACAACAGCAGCAAGAUAGAGGAUGAAUCGGUAUCUACCGGUCUGUACAAAAGUGCAUCAACCCAGACGGAUUCCCGGAUGGUGAACCACGGUCGGAAUAUUGGUGUUCAGGCUGUUCCUCCAUCGCAUGAAGGCGUCUAUUGGUUGAAUCCUCGCUUCAAUGAUUCGGACCUAACGCAACAGCAAACUAACGUGUUGCUGGCACUGAAGGAGCUUACCGCCUCGCCUCCCAGCUCAUCCUUGUGGGCCGAUCGUAUAUUCCGAGAACUGCGCAAUGCCUUGGCGAUCAAGCGCGUCGAGGCCAAACAAUUGAAACAAUGAUCAACUUAUUAUUGCCAAAGCAUAACCACUGCAAACGCAUUGUGGAAAAACGAUUCGAUUUUAAAACUUAUUAAACAAGAGCUUGGAUAAACAGAUUUAUGUUUUCCCAUCAAUUACUUCAGUAAUAUAUAAAGUGCAAAUACACGUAUCCAGACCAAAGAAACGUGAGGCCAAA